Messenger RNA from Trypanosoma grayi, 1173 nucleotides. RefSeq lists its product as hypothetical. The record is from RefSeq and is a predicted model, not a curated record. Bases 1 to 1173 code for a protein of 390 amino acids. NCBI's taxonomy places the organism in Eukaryota, Euglenozoa, Kinetoplastea, Trypanosomatida, Trypanosomatidae. The transcript has a single exon.
AUGCAGCUUCCGACGAUGAGAAGAAAAACCUUUCGGCGCAGGUACGGCGCUGCCCCAUUACUCCUUCCCCUUCUCAUUUUGCUGGUGCUGCUGGCUGUGUGGUGCAUCCAUCUAAUCGUUCCGAAGGGCAUAUCACCUGCUGAGACAGUGGCAAAUGAGGAACUAAACAAUGUAGACGUAGAGGAGCAAGUUCACGAAGAAAAACCACCGCAGUUAGUGACGGAUGAUUCAUUUGCCGUGUUGGCGCGCCGCAUUCUUGAUGGCAGUCGACACAUUGGUGAGGACAUGGACAUCCAGUUGUUUGCCAUCUGGCAUGGUGCGUAUCCAAGGCGGAAGGCCGUCCUGCAGGACAUCCACAAGAAUUUUGUGAUACUGGAUCUGGCGGAGUUUGACUGGGGUGGAACACCCACUGAGUUCGGCAAGCAGCUGACAAACCUCUGGAUACUGUACAGCGGCAAGGGCGGCUGGGACAAGGUCGGCAUGGAGAAGAAAUUGCUUCAGUGCGGCUUUGGACGAUUUACGGCCGUUGUUGUGGCGGAUCUUAAACCUCACUACCGAACAAAGAUGACAGCACACGGCAAGGAUAUAGUCAAUGUGCUGAUGCACAAGAAGAAAAACAUGUACCGGUCAUGGACUGGUGGCGGGUUCAAGGUACACGGCACAUUUUCCACACAGGAGGCGAACCAUGACAUCCGCCUCUUGUUCCAUAGAACCUUAGAGGGUGUCUUGAAAAACGCGCUGGAGACGCGUGCCUACGCGCGGGAUCUCGUGUCAGUGUACCUCAGCAAUGCCAAACCGUUCUUCACGAUACGGGAGGUCUACGGCUCCGCCUACGACGAAGGGGAGCAGUGGGCUUGGUCGUGUGAUGACUUCAUCUUCGCACUGGGCUCGCUCACGAAAGUGCGCGUGUCGGACGCGGAAACGAAGGUUGUGUUGUGGCUGCAGAGUUCCUCGCCACCAGGAAAACCGUACGUGGUGGAGAUUUUGAAGUUAACCACGUGCAUAGCGUGGCCCGAGUCACUACUCCUGGAGGUGCCACCGUCGGAGAUGUGGGGCGCUAUUGCGUUGCUGAACGCUACCCCUAUAAAGGAAGGGUUUGCGCAAUUGGAUAGCGACUUCAGUGUUGCGCUGGAAGGGGCCACGCGUGUGCUGCAGGUCAGGCCCUACGCAUGA